AUGGUCAAGCGGCCCUUCUUCACGUUAGAAGAUGCCAAGAUCUCCUUCAGCCUCUUUUGCUGCAUGUGCGGCGUCGGGACGCUCAGUAUGCCCGCCAACUUUGCUCGAGCAGGUCCGUUCCUCGGGUCCCUCGCAACGGUCUUCAUGGCUCUCGCCAACAUCUACGCGUCAGUGGCCAUGUCCAAGGUCCUUCUCCUAGCUCCGAGCUCGGUCAAUACCUUCAGUGACCUCGGGGAGUGGUGUUUAGGACGCACGGGCCGCUGGCUCAGCGUCGUCUCUCAAAUGGGGUCCUGCCUUCUCAUGCCCUGUGUCUUCCUUGUGCUGGGUGGGGGUCUGCUCGAUCGGCUCUUCCCGGAUGCCUGGAGCACCACAGUCUGGAUCAUCUUAAUGACCAUCACCGUGCUCCCCCUUGCGCUAGUCCCUACCCUGAAAGAAGGAGCUGGAGCUGCUUUUGCUGGUUGUAUGGGCACCCUCAUUGCCGAUGGCCUGGGGAUCGCUAUUGUCGCACACGGAAUGCAGGGUGACCACCCGUCCGUGCCGUCGCCGGAAUUGAGUUUACCGCAAGUUGCGGGUGCCUUUGGGAGUCUCGCCAUGGGCUUUGGAGCUGGCAUUGUCUUGUCCGAUGUCCAGCGGCAACACAGUGACCCAAGUCGCGUCCCCCGGGUCGUCGUUGCAACCAUGAUCUUUGUCAUGAUCAUCCUGCUGGUCUUGGGCUUCGUCCCGUACUUCUCUGUCGGCUGUCAGAUCUCGGGCAACUUGCUGUACAUGAUCUACCCCGAUGCAACCACGGGGUUGACGGUACUAGGCUUUGCUCCAAAGUGGGGCACUGUCGUGCUCGCCUACAUUGCCAUGCAAAUGCACGUCACGAUAGCUUUCUCCGUGCUGAUUAACCCGGCUUUCUACAUUGCGGAGCGACUGGUCCUCGGGAUGCACGAGAAGAAACCGGUGGAGAUGGAAACCGGAUUGGCGUUUCAGGAAUCCGGGACCCCCGUGCCGAAAACCAGCGAAGUGUCGGCGGUAAGUGUGACGUCCAGUCGUCGAAUGCGGACGUCCGUCUUCCCUCUUACAGGCGAGUUCAAGAAUGACCAUGAACUCGAAGCGGCCGAGUACCGAGGGGCGAAUGCGAUCAAGUACAUUCUACUACGACUCGUGAUCAUCGUCGUGCUCGUGAUCCUUUCGAUCGUUUUUGCGGAUCAUUUCUCGGACUUUGUCGACUUCGUUGGGGCGUCGGCGAUCACGGCCAAUUGUAUCGUGCUACCCACGGUUUUCUACCUCAUGAAGACGUGGGAACACGUCCCGCUCUAUGAAAAGUUUGGCGCUGGGGUGAUUAUCGUCGUCUGCACGAUUCUCGGCUGCUACUCGACGUACACUGCGGGCAAGAAUUUAUUCUCGCCUUCGGACUCGGAAGCGCUGUUCCCGUACUGCGAGGCCGAGUUCCAAGACGUGGUGUACUACAAUCAAACGGCGCUGUAG
Molecule: messenger RNA, 1473 nt
Organism: Peronospora matthiolae
Lineage: Eukaryota; Oomycota; Peronosporomycetes; Peronosporales; Peronosporaceae
Source: the annotation of a GenBank genome assembly